Closterium sp. Naga37s-1 is the source of this 4659-nucleotide messenger RNA. The record is from the annotation of a GenBank genome assembly. Lineage: Eukaryota; Viridiplantae; Streptophyta; Zygnematophyceae; Desmidiales; Closteriaceae.
AUGAGGGAGACGGGCAUGUCGGACCUGCCUGACGACUGUCUCGCGUGCGUCCUCUCCUUCCUGCCUCCCGCCCUCAUCGCCCGCUCUGCCUCGGUCUGCUCGGCUUGGCGCGCUGCUGCGGCGUCCCCGCAUGCGUGGCGGCGCGUGCUGCCGGACCUCUGCCGCCACGCUUGCUUCACCGCGCUGCCGCUCGCCUCCCGCGACCCGCUCCCGCGCGCGUGGUGCCGCGCGCUGUGCCGCGGGGUGCUGCUGGACGGCGAUGCGUUCCACGCCCGCAUGGACCCCCGCACCGCCAAGCUCACUGUGAGCGUGAGUAUAGCGAAGGCGUGCGAGAUUGUGGGGAUGGACGACCGUGACCGUGACUACUGGCACAUGGAAACGCGUGGUAACACCACUGGCGCGUUGUUUCCCGACGUGGCGCACCUGCUCACGAUAUGCUGGUUCGAAGUCAGGACCGUUCCUCCCGUGGCGCUGCCGUUCCCCCUGCGCUGCGGGGUGUACGACGUUGCAUGGCGCGUCUCCCGCGACCCGUCGCACGACGAGUACGCACGGGCAAUAUGCGGGCAGCAGAGGCAUGCGCGGGUGCUGGAUGAAGGUGGGGACGAAUGGGAGGAGGAGGAGGAUGGCGAGGAGGAGGAUGGCGAGGAGGAGGAUGGCGAGGAGGAGUUGGAGGGAGGGACGGGGGGGGUGCAUGACGGAGAACAGCCAGCAGGUUCGAGAGGGACGCCCGAAGCAAGGAAUAUCUCGCAAGUGGUCGGUGGCGGUGGCGGUGGCGGUGCAGGAAACCCAUUUCACCGCAUGGUGGGGAUGAUGCGGCGGUUAAUAGGGCGGGAGCACGGGGUGCAGGCACGGCGCACUGAGAAUGUGAAUCGGGGUCAGCACGGCAGAGAGCAGCAGCAGGACUGGGAGAGGAGGAGGGGGGCAUUGAGGCGAGUGGAUAGGCACUGUGCGUUCAAGUGGGUACGGAACCCUGCAUUGAGCAACGUGAGGGAGGAGGGGAGUGCCGGGGGAGGGGAAGGCGCGCAGAGGCGGCUGCAAAUCUCCACCGCCACCAUCCCCGUGCUGCCUGACUGGACCACCCUGCCUGCCGGCCGUGUGACCUUCAGGGGGGCAACGGCAGGGGAGACGGCAGUGGCUCCCACGCUGAAUAUGCGCCUGUGGGAGACGGAGAUGUCUCGCGUGCGUCUUCUCCUCCUGCCUCCCGCUGACAUCGCCCGCUCUGCCUCGGUCUGCUCGGCUUGGCGCGCUGCUGCCGCGUCGCCGGAUGCAUGGCAGCGCGUGCUGCCGGACCUCUGCCGCCACGCUUGCUUCACCGCGCUGCCGCUCGCCUCCCGCGACCCGCACCCGCGCGCGUGGUGCCGCGCGCUGUGCCGCGGGGUGCUGCUGGACGGAGGGGUGUUCCACGCGCGCAUGGACCCCGUAACCGCCAAGCUCAGGGUGAGCGUGAGUAUAGCGAAGGCGUGCGGGGUUACGUGGAUGGGCGACCCUCGCUACUGGCACAUGGAGACGGGGGGUAACACCACUGGCGCGGUGUUUCCCGACGUGCCGCAUCUGCUAACGGUAUGCUGGUUCGAUAUCAACGGACACGUGGCGCUGCCGUUCCCCCUGCGCUGCGGGGUGUACGACGUGGCGUGGCGCGUCUCCCGCGACGCCGAGUAUGCAUGGGCAGCAAGCGGGCAGCGGAGUCGCUCGUUCAUGUGGAACGGGCUCCCUUUAUGGAGCAACGUGAAGGAGGAGGGGAGUGCUGGGGGAGGGGGAGGCACGCAGAGGCAGCUGCAAAUCUCCACCACCACCAUUGCUGUGCUGCCUGACUGGACCACCCUGCCUGCCGGCUGUGUGACCAUCAAGGGGGCAACGCCAGGGGAGUCUGACAGCACGUUCCAGCCAUUCACGCCGCAAGCAGUCGGCUCCAUCGCGCUCCCAUUGGAAACCCUCCCCUCCGAUUUCUUCCUUUCCCCCUCUGCGAACGCCGGCGCAAGCCGCGCGAGAAACGGCGGGUACCCCUUAGAGGCGGCGGUCGUGUGGGAUGGCGCAACCUCGCAGACACCACCACCUCUUCCUUCCCCCCAUUAUCCAUCGCACGCUUACCCAUCGCCGGCGUACCCAUCACCCGCCGCUUACCCAUCAUCGGCCGUAGCGUACCCAUCGCCCGCGUACCCGUCCUCCGCGUUCUGGUCGCCGACGGGCCUGUCGCCUGGCUCCGCAGCCGCCGCUUUCGUGCAAUCCAUCAACGCGCACUCCAUAAACGUCGCUUGCUUCUAUGGCGGCGGAUCGUCCGAGUCGCCCCUGUCCCUCCCCACGGUAGCAGAAGAUGAAACGCAGGAAGGGCUCGCAUCGACUACCCCCCCUCCCUGUGACUACGACUCCUCUUUCCUCGCGCACCUGCUCCUCCCUCCGCUGCUCACUCUCCCUCAGUCGCCGAUUCCCCGGUAUGCUGCGGUGUGUGAACCCUCUCACCAGCCCGCUCGCUCCUCCCAGGACCUUCCUGUGGAGGGAGAGGGAGGAAGUGAGGGGGCAGAAGGCGGGGGAGUGAAAGGUGGGUCGGGGGAAGAGAAACUCAUCGUUCUGCCCACCUCAGGGCUGAUCCACGUGCAGACACCCGUGGUGCCCACAUCGCUGCCAUUCACACUGCAAGACAUGAAUGUCAAGUUCAGGGACGUGGCAGCAGGCACGGCGAGGGUGGUCACGCCCAUGGGGCAUGAAGCGACCACGUGCCAUGGAUGCUCUGUGCUCGACCGCCUGCUCCACACAAACGGUGAGUCUCCCCCCUUGCCCCUGUCAUUGUUCACACUGCAAGACAUGAAUGUCAAGUUCAGGGACGUGGCAGCAGGCAUGGCGAGGGUGGUCACGCCCAUGGGGCAUGCAGCUGCCACGUGCCAUGGAUGUUCCGUGCUUGAUCGCCUGCUCCACACCAACGGUCUGUACGACACGCGUCUGGAGGUGCAUAUGGGGGCAGGCAGCGAUGCAGACGUGCACGCCGUGCUGCUCACACGCUUCAGCUCCCACGUGCCACAACCACAGCCGCAGCAGCAGCAGCAGCAGCAGCAGCAGCAGCAGCAGCAGCAGCAGCAGCAGCAGCAGCAGCAGCAGCAGCAGCAGCAGCAGCAGCAGCAGCAGCAGCAGCAGCAGCAGCAGCAGCAGCAGCAGCAGCAGCAGCAGCAGCAUCAGCAGCAGCAGCAGCAGCAGCCGCUGUCGCUGCCUCCGAGCAUGGUGGUUUCUGAGGCGCCCAAGACAGAGAGCACCACCGAAUCCGGCCUGGUGGGCAUCUCUUCAGUCUCCGGCUUGGGACGGCACGAGGCGGAGGGAGGGGCGAGGAGAGGGGCGGAGCGGAACGGCAGCAGCAGCAUGAGCAACGCCGUGUGGAGUGCUAACGGGUGCCAUCCCCGGUCCGAGUCCAUUUUCGAGGCGCCUCAGAAAUGGAGUGCCAACGGAUGCAGAAGCAGAAACAGCAACAGCAGGAGCAGUCAGGGAGGGGCGGUGACCGAGGUGGGGGAAGGUAAGGAGGGAGAGGAAGGGGAUGAGGAAGGGGGAGAUGGGGCGGAGAGGGAUGAAGGAGAGGAAGAGGGAGAGGAGGAGGGGGAUGGGGAAGAGGAGGCGGAGGGCGAGGAGGAGGAUGAGGGGGAGGAGGAGGGUGGUAUGGUGGAGCGGCUGAGGGGGGGAUCAGACGCAUCUCACUACUACCUCUCCCCUGUCCCUCUCCCACACUUAUUCUUCCCCCCCUCUCCCUUCCCAACCCCUACCACCCUGCCCCACCCUUCUCUUCUCCACCCCGCCCCACCCUACCACACCCCGCCCCACCCCUCUCCACCACUCUCCAUCCCUCCCAGCCUACCAGACGACUCCCCGGCCCUACCAGACGACUCCCCGGCGUUCAUAGCGCAUCUGCUGCUGCACUACGACGAGCAGCGCCAUGGGGACGGCUUUGUGCUCUGCCACCACUCCUUCAGCCCCUCGCUGCACCUCUCCCGCCUCCACCCCUUCUUCUCCCACUGCCCCGCUCCCCCACACCCCUCCGAAUGCCCCGGUACCACGCCAAACCCCUCUCACUGCGGUUCCCCUCCAACGCACCGCAACUACCGCUGCCCCGAUUCCCCUCACCAGUCUGAUUGCCCAAUUCCUGAUUCUCCUUCUGCCACUGCUGCUGCUUCUGAGCAUGUUGCUGCUGUUCCUGGUGCCUUGUUGGGUGGUGCGGGGUUGAGCGCCGUUGAGGGCGAGGAGAGACGAAGGGGGGUAGAGGAGGUGUGGGAGGAAGGGGUGGAGGAGGAGAUGGAGAGGGGUUGGCAGGGGUACCAGGCUGCUGUGUGCGAUGAUGCAAGGGAAAAGUCAGGCCGCAUUCAGCUGCCCGACCUCGCAAAACAUUUCCACCUGCCCAUCAACGAGGCUGCCCGGGAGCUGGGCAUCUGCCCGACGGUUCUGAAAAAGAUUUGCCGGCGCCAUGGCAUGCGGAGGUGGCCACAUCGCAAGAUCCGCAGCAUAGAGCGCAUCAUAGCGACUCUUGAGGAAACGAUCGCCGGAGGGGCACCAGCAGACGAGAGCAUUCUGCGGGAGAUCAAGUCGCUGAAGGAGGAGAAGAAGAGGCUGUGCGACGGGCACUUGGGAGACCUGCGUCUCAAGGAGGAGAAGAAGAGGCUGUGCGACGGGCACAUGGGAGACCUGUGA